AUGGCCGUCUCCACGGCAGACCAUUCGGCGACAGCCGUGGGUAUCUACAUGGAGAAUGGCAGUGGUGGGAUGGUGUCCGAUCUGACCUUUACAGGCGGAAAUAUAGGUUUCCUCGCUGGUAGUCAGCAGUUUACCGCCAUCAACCUCCAGUUCACUUCCUGUCUGACGGCCAUCAAGUCCAUCUGGAAUUGGGGCUUCACUUGGAAGAACAUCUACGUUCUGUCAUGCUAUAUCGCUAUCGACGCUACCGAGUAUUCGGGGGUGGGCAAUCAGGGAACGGGCUCCAUCGCGGUGGUGGAUUCCCACUUCAAUGGGGUCCCGUAUGCCAUCACCAUUGCCCACACGGCAGAUGAGCAGCCGAACAUUGUCCUUGAUAAUUUGCUCAUCGAGAACCCGGCAUCCGUUGUCCUCAUCUCCGGCGGAGAGACUAUCCUGCCUGGCUCAACCGGCGCGCUCUACUUCAACUCCUGGGUCAGUGGGUAUCGGUUUCUGCCCGAUGGUUCCGCAGGUAAAUCAAAUGGGUUUAUUAAUCCCGCGCCAAUCAAACCAUCUCUGUUGGUGGACGGCUCCGGCGCCUUUUUCCGCAAGCCAAAGCCGCAGUAUGUGGGCGAGACUCCUGUCGUGGCCACCGACGGCACAGGAGACCAGGCCAUGGCCAUUAGUGAACUCCUAUCAAGCUACCGGGCAUCUGUCAUUUUCUUUCCCGCUGGGGUAUACUUGGUCGAAAGCACCGUCCAUAUUCCCGUCGGGAGCAAGAUUAUUGGCUCCGGUUGGAGUCAGAUUAUGGGGACUGGAUCCGCAUUCGAGGACGAGAGUAAACCCAACGUCGUGGUCCGGGUGGGUCAGAAGGGGGACCAGGGAGUGGUAGAGAUUACGGAUAUGCUCUUCACCGUCAAGGGAGCCACGGCCGGUGCAGCCCUGAUGGAAUGGAAUGUCCACGGGAGUAACCAAGGCAGCGCCGCUAUGUGGGACAGUCGCUUCCGCGUCGGUGGCGCCAACGGCAGCAAUCUGGGUCUUGCCAAUUGUCCCAUCGGAGGGGACGCGGUGAACAAAAAGUGCAUGGGUGCCUCGAUGUUGAUGCACAUUACCAGCGAUGCGUCAGGCUACUUUGAAAAUGUUGGGCUCUACGUUGGACGGGGCAUACUUAUCGAGUCUCAGGGGCCAACGUGGCUCUACGGCACGGCCAGCGAGCAUGCACAAAUGUACCAGUACCAGCUUUUGAAUGCAGCAAAUAUCUACAUGGGUCAUAUGCAGACAGAGACACCGUACUACCAGCCCAAGCCUAAUGCCCUCUCGCCCUACACGGCGAAUAACUUUCCCUCAGAUCCAACUUACCUGGACUGCUCGGAUGACUUCUGUCGGGGCGCCUGCGUAUCCGACGAGCACUGCCAGCAGUCCCUCAUCCAGACCAAUUAUGCAAAGGGACUGUGGAUAUACAACAUCUUCACCAAAGGCAACGUGGAGAUCGUGUCGCCUGAGGGAGGUCUGCCCGCAUUACUAUUCAACGCCACAACGCGGAAUGGAUUCACCAGCGAGAUUGCGGCGUGGCUGUCCCUGUCAACCGGUGGUGGAGACAUUGGAUCUGACGGCGAUGACUCGGGAGCGGUUUAUAUUGAUCCCGUUAUAUGGAGUGAACCAGACGAUGGCAGGAAUAUCUCCUGCUACCCGCCGUGCACCUACAUAUUGCCUCCCACAACGCUGCCAACUCCAACAACGUUUGUGUAUCCGACUCUGGUAACUGACAUUCGUGUUGGCUAUGAGGUGCCCACAGCCUACGUUUACCUGGGGAAUACUACCACCACGACCACGUACAUUAUGAGCACUACGAUGACCACUCGCGAUUCCGGAUGUCGUGACCCCUUCAUCAUACCAAUUCCGAGCAUCAUUCAGGGUGCCUUCAACAUUACCUGGUCGCCUCUGGUACGUAAUUCCACUACCUACCCCGGGACUGUCGUGCCUUUCUAUCCACCCCCGUGGACACCGGAGCCGCCGAGCUCGACUCCGAGCCCGACGUCAACGUCAACGUCAACUACCACGACUGGCGGAGGGUCAAAGACGACUGGGAGCCAUGACCUUGAUUACCCUCAUGUGACGCAUCACAGAGGCCCACCCAAGCGGCCAAGCCGAAAUGCACUGACCGCAAGAUCUGUGGCGGCGGGUGUCAUAAGGGCCUUGGUGGACUCCUUAACAGAGUCUUUCACGUGUGUAAACCUUGCUGGACGGACUGUGGGGGGUUUGGACUCUCCAAAUGACUUCCCGAAUGACCCGAACGAUACACCGGAUGAUGAUGACCCCAAUGAUGAUCCAUCAAGCUCUAUGUCUGAAUGCUCAACUGCAACCUAUAGCUCCUGCAGCACGGCAUGUAUCACAGCAUCCUCCACUAACAUCAUGGGCUGCGACACAACCGGCACUUCAAUAGUCAGCACCUAUACCCUACCACCCAUCCUGGUAUGCACCGUCGAGACCUGGUCCGAUGCGGGUUACACGGCCAGCGACGUAGCCGCUGACUGGGCUGCAGGCUCCUCAAUCUACAGCUCUGUGCACUUUGGCUCCACCUCCGGACCAAUCACUAGCGGCCCCGGUCCAACAUCCGCCGGCGGCGGUGGCGGCGGCAGUGGCACCGUUACGACAAUCACAAAGGUGGUGAUCGAGACAGAGACACUAACUACCACAUACGCUGCGAGCCUAGGCGUGGUAGGAAUGGCAGCCGCCUGGCAAUUAGGGUAUCGCAACUUCCCAGUCAGCGACUACGACCUCGACUUCUACAGCGUCUCGGAGACGCGCAAUAUCUGCGAAAGGAAAUUCUCGACGGAGUACGGGGCUGCUUCGCCGCGACCGAAGACAUGGUCAGAUAUUCCGCAGAGCGUCACGUUCUUCUCGAUCCUGGAUGUGCUAUCGACAAAGUAUACGAACUGUAUCUAUACGAAUGCCGCCGCGCCCAGCCCAGGAGAUGGUGGGACGGUCAGGUGUGAUGGUCUGACAUUUUGCCGUGUUAUAUUAAGACGGGACCGCCCAUGGGGUGUAAUCCAGAUAUGCUGGCUGGGUGGCUGA
Aspergillus lentulus is the source of this 3051-nucleotide messenger RNA. NCBI's taxonomy places the organism in Eukaryota, Fungi, Ascomycota, Eurotiomycetes, Eurotiales, Aspergillaceae. The record is from RefSeq and is a predicted model, not a curated record.